GAGAUCAGUCAAUGUCAAAUUGAUCUUACGGAUAAAUAUGCUUCGUAAAUUUGGGCCCCAGGGUGAAACUUGCAAAGUAUUUUGUUCGUAAGAACUAUUUAUCGCCAGCCGACCUCAUUAACUUCUUUUCAUAAGAGUUCGCGUCGUUGACGUUUUGGAGGAAAAGAACGGUGCGUGAAAUUCAACCAAACGGCAUUGCGCAGUCCAAGAUCUUUCUUUAGAGAACCCACAGCGUAUAUAGUGAGAUACGAUCAUCUUUGUCAAGCAAGAUAAUAAAAUUUAUUUCACAAUGUACAUGGUGUAUGUUCGUCUCUUGAUUGCGUUCUUACGCAGUCGAACGUGGUCCUGUUUCCGGAAGGAAACCGGUUCAUUCCUGGUAAAAUGGACCUCAUCAAGAAAAGUACAGACUUCGCCAUUAGCCAAGGUCUCCCGGUGCCCCGCCACCACCUGGUGCCCCGGACGCGAGGAUUCGUGAUCACCGUCCAGCAGAUGCGAAGCAACCUGGACGCCGUGUAUUGCGUCACCAUGAUCUACGGCGGCACCAAGAUGCCUCACGGGGUCCGCAGGGCAGCGCCGGGCAUUUGCGACGUCUUCACAGGUCGGUGCGGCGCGCUGCAUAUGCACAUCAAGCGGACACCCAUCGAUAAACUUCCCGAAGACGAUAACGGGCUCAAGAAGUUCAUCUUCAACGCCUUUUACGAGAAAGACGCGCUGCUCACCGCGUACUACGAGUCGGACGAGACGCCGCCGGAGCUUCAGAACCCGGUGCUCGUGCCGUGCGAACACGUGCAGGGCAAGUUCGUGUCGGUGGCCACCGUGUUCACCGUCAGCUGUCUGCUGCUCACAGCCGGGGGCCGCGCCUGCAUCUGGAUGACCUGGCUGUACGGCUCCAUCUUCGGAUACUCCUGGCUUGGAAUGAACUCGGUCGCGUGAGCCGUAUUCGGCCACGCGGCUUUCGGGCUGAAGCUGCGCAGCUCUGGGACUGGACUUGUCCGCAAGCUUAACGUGCAAGACGUCAUCGCCGCUUCGUGCAACUCUUUAUGACGUUGCUCCUCCAUCUGGUGCCGAAAUGCGUACUAUAAGGCGCUUGACAUUUAUGUUUCUAUUCACUAUAAAUCAACAAUAACACAGAAACACCUAGUUCUGAUCGGUAUAGGCUGUUCUUUCAGACGCUCUAUAGUUGCAUUCCGUUAUAUAAAAAAAUGUCGAAUGCUAGCCGAGAAAAUUAAUGCUACACUUUUCUCUCUCUUUAAUUUCGCGUUAAUGGCUUGGAUUAGGUGUCAUAGAUCUCACGCUAUUAUGG
Messenger RNA from Dermacentor silvarum, 1303 nucleotides. RefSeq lists its product as uncharacterized. The transcript has 4 exons. Bases 382 to 933 code for a protein of 183 amino acids. The record is from RefSeq and is a predicted model, not a curated record. Lineage: Eukaryota; Metazoa; Arthropoda; Arachnida; Ixodida; Ixodidae. Gene Ontology annotation, molecular function: acyltransferase activity. Gene Ontology annotation, cellular component: mitochondrion; endomembrane system.